This is a messenger RNA of Branchiostoma belcheri (Belcher's lancelet), 6378 nucleotides long. RefSeq names its product putative glutamate synthase [NADPH]. NCBI's taxonomy places the organism in Eukaryota, Metazoa, Chordata, Leptocardii, Amphioxiformes, Branchiostomatidae. The record is from RefSeq and is a predicted model, not a curated record. Gene Ontology annotation, molecular function: iron-sulfur cluster binding; glutamate synthase activity; oxidoreductase activity, acting on the CH-NH2 group of donors, NAD or NADP as acceptor.
AGUCUGAACCGACACUAUGUGGCUUUUGCCGAUCGAGACUGUGACAACUAUGUCAUCCAGAACCCUGGGUUCUACCACUGGAGAGAUGGGGGUGAGAAGCACAUCAAUGAUCCCCUCAGUAUUGCAAACUUGCAGGAUGCUGCCAAGAACAAGAACAAGGGUGCCUAUGAGAAGUUUAAGGAGUCAACACUGGAAGCUGUUCGAGCCUGCACCCUCCGUGGUCAGUUGGACUUGAAAACUCUGGAUGACCCGCUGGAUCUAUCACUUGUAGAGCCAGCCUCAGAAAUUGUCAAGCGAUUUGCCACAGGUGCCAUGAGCUUCGGCAGCAUCUCCAUAGAGACCCACACCACUCUUGCAAAGGCUAUGAACAGGGUGGGAGCCAAGAGCAAUACCGGGGAGGGGGGUGAGAACCCUGAACGGUACCAGGACCAGCCCAUAGACAACAGCACCAGGUCAGCUAUCAAACAGGUUGCCUCAGGGAGGUUUGGAGUGACUAGCGACUACUUGGCACACUCUGAUGACCUCCAGAUCAAAAUGGCCCAGGGAGCAAAACCUGGAGAGGGAGGGGAACUUCCUGGUCACAAGGUGUCCAAAGACAUCGCCAAAACUCGUAAAUCAGUCCCGGGUGUUGGACUUAUCAGCCCCCCACCCCAUCAUGACAUCUACUCCAUUGAAGAUCUGGCUGAGCUCAUCUACGACCUGAAGGCGGCCAACCCACGCGCCCGCAUCAGUGUCAAGCUGGUGUCAGAAGUGGGAGUGGGAGUGAUUGCUGCUGGUGUUGCCAAGGGAAAAGCGGAACAUAUCACGAUUUCUGGUCAUGAUGGGGGAACUGGAGCGAGCAGCUGGACAGGUGUGAAGCAUGCCGGGUUGCCAUGGGAACUGGGAAUCGCUGAGACCCACCAGACACUGGUCAUGAAUGACCUGCGGUCAAGGGUAUGCCUACAGACUGAUGGACAGAUAAGGACAGGUCGAGAUGUAGUGAUCGGAGGUCUGCUGGGUGCAGAUGAGUUUGGCUUCUCCACUGCUCCUCUCAUCACCUUGGGAUGUACCAUGAUGAGGAAGUGUCACCUCAACACCUGUCCUGUGGGUGUAGCAACACAGGACCCAGUGUUAAGAGCCAAGUUUGCAGGGAAGCCUGAAUAUCUGGUAAACUAUCUGUUCUACCUGGCUGAAGAGGUGCGUGACUUGAUGGCCAAGGUGGGGUUCCGAACCUUUCAGGAGCUUAUUGGUCGCACAGACAUGCUCAAAAUGGUGGAGAAGCCGAUGAAUGAAAAAUCGGCAUUGUUGGAUUUCGAGCCUAUCCUCAAAAAUGCACUUGACCUGCGACCUGGCAUCAACAUUGUGGCAGGCAGCAUUCAGCAGGACUUUCAACAAGAGAAGAGACUGGAUAACAAACUUGUUGAGGAGGCCAGUGAUGUUCUGGAGGGGAAGAAGCCCACAGUUGACAUCCGAAUGGACAUCCAGAAUGAAGCCAGGGCAUUUGCCAGCACCUUGAGCUACAACGUCUCCAUGAAGUAUGGUGAGAAGGGUCUUCCAGCAGGCAGCAUCAACAUCUACCUGAAGGGCUCAGCUGGGCAGAGCUUCUGUGCCUUUUUGGCACAUGGGGUUCGUGUGGAGCUGGAGGGAGAUGCCAAUGACUAUGUGGGAAAGGGCCUGUCAGGAGGAGAGGUGGUUAUCUAUCCCCCAUGUAGUCUCCCUGAGGAUUUUGUCUCCACAGACAACAUCAUUGUUGGUAAUGUUGUACUGUAUGGAGCCACAUCGGGCAAGGCCUUCUUCAGAGGACAAGCUGCUGAACGCUUCUGUGUCAGGAAUUCUGGGGCGACAGCUGUUUGUGAGGGUUGUGGAGACCAUGGGUGUGAGUACAUGACAGGAGGGAGGGUCAUCAUCCUGGGACUGACCGGCAGGAACUUUGCAGCAGGCAUGUCAGGAGGGCUGGCCUAUGUACUAGACACCGAAAAAACAUUCCGGACCAAAUGUAACCUAGAGCAGGUCUCACUGGACCCUGUGGAGGAAGGAGAAGAUGUCAGAUUUCUCCAGGACACCAUCAAGGAGUUCCAUGAAGUCACAGGUUCUGUCAUUGCCCAGAGUGUGCUUCAGAACUGGGCUGCUUACCAGCCUCAGUUUGUCAAGAUAUUUCCCCACGAGUAUCGUAAGGCACUGGAAAAGCUGAAAGAGGAGGAAGCCAUGCAGGUUGUUGUUAAUGAUGACAACAAGCUGGUGAAUGGUACCAAUGGCAAUGGAGCACCAGAAAAGGGUGUGCAGGAAUCUCCUGAGGCUAGGAAGAAGCCCAAGAUGGAGCCUGGAGUUUUAGACAUUGAGGACACCAUCCCAGAUGCCGAGAUGGACACCAAGAACCAGAAGAGGGUUAUGGAGAAGUUGGACAAGGUUCGAGGCUUUGUGAAGUAUGAGAGGAACACAGAGGCCUACCGCAAUGUCAAACAGAGGCUCAACGAUUGGAAGGAGAUCUAUAACCACAAGGGUGUACGCUCCCAACUCAAGGUGCAAGCAGCGAGAUGCAUGGACUGUGGAGUUCCCUUCUGCCAGUCUCACAGUGGCUGUCCAUUGGGCAAUGUCAUCCCCAAGUGGAACGACCUGGUCUUCCAUGACCAGUGGAAGGAGGCACUGGACCGGCUGCUCCAGACAAACAACUUCCCAGAAUUCACUGGGAGGGUCUGCCCUGCCCCUUGUGAGGGUGCCUGUGUUUUGGGGAUUAAUGCCAAACCUGUGACGAUCAAAAAUAUCGAGUGUGCAAUCAUCGACCAUGCAUUCGAGCAGGGCUGGAUGUUGCCCCACCAGUACCCGUCUACUGGGAAGAAAGUGGCCAUUGUUGGAAGUGGUCCGGCUGGCCUGGCUGCAGCUGCACAGCUGUGUAAGGCUGGACACCAUGUGACAGUGUAUGAGAGAAAUGAUCAGAUUGGUGGACUGUUGCGCUACGGUAUCCCGACCAUGAAACUGAGCAAGGAGGUGGUCCAACGUAGGGUGGACUUGAUGGCUGAGGAGGGUGUGGUCUUUGUUACCAACACACAGAUUGGAAAAGAUCUGCCAGCAAAGACACUGCUGGACGACAACGAUGCAGUCCUUCUGUCUUGUGGAGCCACAUGGCCACGUGACCUACCUAUUCCAGGCCGGAAACUGCAAGGAAUUCACUUUGCCAUGAGUUUCCUGGAGAAAUGGCAGAAGAAGCAGCAUGGAAACACUACCAUCAGUCCCAUCAUGGCCAAGGACAAGGAUGUGCUGGUCAUUGGAGGUGGAGACACAGGCGUGGACUGUAUUGGCACUGCUCUUAGACAGGGUGCCAAGACUGUGACAACAUUUGAGAUCCUCCCUGAGCCACCGAAGGAGCGGGCAGCCAGCAACCCAUGGCCACUGUGGCCCCGCGUGUUCCGCGUGGACUACGGUCACGAGGAGGUUAGACUGAAGUAUGGAAAGGACCCUCGGCACUUUGAGAUACUCAGUAAGGAGUUCCUGGAUGAUGGUGAGGGUAAUGUGGCAGGUGUGCGUACUGUCAAGGUGCAAUGGGUUCGUGACGAGGCUGGCAGGUGGCAGAUGAAAGACGUGCCUGACAGUGAAAAGGUCUUCAAAGCCGACCUCAUCCUGCUGGCUAUGGGUUUUCUGGGGCCUGAGAACACCAUUGCUGAUGAGCUGGGGGUGGACCUGGACCCACGCUCAAACUUUGACACCUCUAGUGCUCCAUACAAGUGCAACAUUCCCAAGCUGUAUGCUGCUGGAGACUGUAGGCGUGGCCAGUCCCUGGUGGUAACUGCCAUCUCAGAGGGCCGGCAGGCGGCCAGGCAGAUUGACCUUGACCUGAUGGGCUUCACGUCGUUGGCUGGACCAGGGGGUGUGGUCACCGCCACCAAAAUCAAGGACACAAUCUGCUGUUGAAGAAAUCAUUGGAAGGAAUGUUACUUUGUUAGUACAAAUUGUAUAACAAAAGGGAAUUGUUUUAGAUACGAGUAAUUUUUUUUUCCAAUCUUAAGAUUUCAUUAAAAUCUGUAGAUGGACACAGGGCUCAAAAUACUGGGUGCAUGUGCACCCAAUUUUUUUUUUGUGGGUACACUGAUGCACCCAAUAUUUUCAUAUCUUUCAUACAUGUAUGUAUGAUUGUAAAGAUAUUAAAUUUAUACCAAUAAUAUACAGCAUAUUCUUGACAUCCAAGUGUCAGAAAUAUUUGUUGUUUAAGAUUAUUUUAAAUGGUGCACCCCAAAAUUUUUUAGGUUGGGUGCACCAGUGCACCUAUUCCAAAAAAAAAAUGAAUUUCCAACCCCAAUACCUGUUUGUCCUUAGGCUUGAUAUUCUUCUUGUUGAGAUUUCUCACUGUACAAUACCAAGUUGCUGGAGUUGACCUAACCUGGUGGUUGGGGUGAUUGGGAUCCAUCAUGUAUUAAAAUGUGACUUCAAAAUAUUGAAUGCAUAAAGUAGAAUCCUCAGUCUGGUCAAUGUGAUGUAAACUAAAAAAACUACUUCAUAGACUUGUACUUCAUCGACACUUGUACUAUGAUAUUAACAUUGCUCAAGGUUAUCUGUACUACAUGUACAUGUAGAAAGAAGUAGAUAAUACUUUAGUGAGAGUAGACAGACAGUAGGUGUCAGUUGCUGCCGAAGGCUUCCAAGUUACGAGUAUGUAGAUGUAAAUGGAAAAGCUGUAUGUCAACUUUAUGUACAAUCACUGUACAAUUAUAUACAUGUAAUAAUGACAUGCAUAUUAUAUACAGAGAAUACAACACGGUGUAUUCCGUAUCACACGAGGUACCAGCCCAAAUGUGGGUCGGAUUCUUUGAGUAGAGCCAAAAAUGUCUAUAAAACGUCUAACGGACAUUAGACAUGAUUUAGACAUUGCUGAACAAAGGCCAGUCGGGAGAACAUUCAGUAGACAUAGUUACUGAAAAACGACAUCGAAAUAACCCAAGGUGGACAUUUUAUAUCCAUAGUCUCUUCACACGUCAGGUAGGGACACCCCUUGGAGACAGUCCUUUGUUUAGCACAAUGCGCACUUAUAAAGAUAUUAGCAUCUGUCUAUUAAUUAAUGGUGUCCUACCCUAUAAAUUGUCUUGGCUUUGUGCAGUGCUUUUCAUAUGCAUGCCAGUUUUCACACUUUUGUUCUGAAGACAUUCUGACAGACACCUCAUGUACAAUGGAAAACACAACAAGCAAGUCCUCCCCAAAAAGACCCUGUAAAGACCUGGGAAAAGCAUUCUUACAAAUGUUUAAAAAAUGUGCAGACGUUUUAUAGACAUUUCUGGCUCUACCAGUGAAAUUCGACGGGAGAUACACCCCCAACAGUAGGAAUGGCAGGGUCCAUGUUGUAUUUUAUGUGUCAUACCAGCCCAAGAUAACCCACAUUUCAAUCUGAAAUGUGCCUGAAUUUGGGGAAUUUUGUGUCCCUAAACAAAAAAGGUAACAACUUGAAAAGUAAUUCUAAAUUAAAUGUCCAAAUCCAAUUUUGGAAUUUUGCAGAACACACAAAAUGUUCAAAUUACUCUAUAUAAUGGAACUUAAAAAGGCCUGUGUGAUACUGUUAGAACCCUGUGUGAUAAUUAAAAUAACUGUGUGUUAGUUUUCGCAGGGGCCCAAAACACCUGUACCAAGGCCACACCAAUGCGAUUUGUUGGUUCUCGGAUUUGUUCAGAAAAAAAAUGAAGUGACAGGGUGAGAUAAAAACCAGACCUAUAGGCAUCCUAUAAUAGUCCAAAAUGCUCCAUGAAUGAUAGGAGCUAUGAAGUCAACAUACCAGGCUGGUUGUAAUUCAAACAAUGAAUUUCAAACUUUUAAUCAAACCACUGCAUUGAUAGAUGGAAAAACUGUACAGUAACAACUCCGAAGAGACUUCCUUCUACUGUGAGCAUUUUGGAGUUGAUUCAGAAGCUGAUAUGUUUUUUUUUUUGGCAAAUCAGAAGAAAUGGAAGUGGGUGAUACAUGAACCAACAAAUAAAAAAUGGUGUGGCCUUAUCAUAUACUACAUGUAGUAUUAUGCAGCACUGACCACGGUCAUUACAACUACAUUAAUCCAAACAAUGUAUUCUUCACUCAACAUUUGUGGUACAUGUACAUGUAUAAUUAUGUGUUAUCUGUAUAGUACUGCAGGCAAUGUCAACAUGGCUUUAAGCGUACUAAAUCUACUAAAAGUCAUAAUGUUUGAAAUAACAGUUUACAGAUGAGCUGAAAAAAUCAAGCUGUAAUUCUAGAUUGUUAGGAAGCAGUGCAUUUGAAUCUGAAUAAUGUUGAUGUGUGCAGUGUGCAUCAUGCAUUGGUAUCCUGUCUGUGGUGGUACAUGUAGGUUAUUAAGAAUAUGGAGGGUUCACUACAGCUUGGUGCGGAUAAUGGUGGUAAACGUAGGAAGUUUGUCAUUAAGAAAAUAAACUGGUGUGACUAAGCAGA